Neoarthrinium moseri is the source of this 1935-nucleotide messenger RNA. RefSeq lists its product as uncharacterized. Gene Ontology annotation, molecular function: mRNA binding; N6-methyladenosine-containing RNA reader activity. The record is from RefSeq and is a predicted model, not a curated record. NCBI's taxonomy places the organism in Eukaryota, Fungi, Ascomycota, Sordariomycetes, Amphisphaeriales, Apiosporaceae. The transcript is spliced from 4 exons. Gene Ontology annotation, biological process: regulation of alternative mRNA splicing, via spliceosome; mRNA splicing, via spliceosome. Gene Ontology annotation, cellular component: nucleoplasm. The coding region runs from base 1 to 1935 and encodes 644 amino acids.
AUGGGAGAUGUACCGCCGCCUUCUGGUCCACCAGAAGACCACACUGUCUCAGAGACUCUGAAAAGUCACGGACCUGGCGCCGUGGAUGGUCAGUCGAGUCAUGUUCAAACAACCAGUCCUCAUCCUUUGGCCUAUCAGUCUCAGUACCAGCACCAACUCGACUCUCCGCAGCAUGCGUUUUCAGCACAGUUCGAUAUGACACAACCUCAGGGCGGUGGUCGCGGGGGCGCCCAAGGACCGUAUAACAUGGGCGCGAUGGCACAGGCGCUGCCACAGCAUGGGUUUCGACCUAGUCCCAACAGCAGCAAUAAUAAUGGUCAAGGUCGUUAUCAUAAUGGGGGUCCAUCACCCAGCGUCGCGCCGCAAAUCGCUGCAUCUUAUGGCGGACAAUCCAACAUGAAUCACCUGGCUGGGCAGCAGUACUACGUGCCUCAGCAUGCUCACAUGACGCCUUAUUACAGCAAUCACUUACCACACUCCCACCAGCAGUCCAACAUGUCUCCCCGGCAGCACAUGAACUACUACCCUAAUCAGAUCAUGAUGAACCAAGCACAACAGCAGGUACCUACCGGUUACUAUUACCCCCAUCCGAGUCAGUUCUCGACACAUGUUUCUCCAAUGCAUGGGCAGAUGAUGCAGAGCCAUUAUCUGCCAAUCGAUUCUCGAGGGCAAUCCGCUGGAGGAAGUCAGGAGCAAGCCGGGGCAGGGGCGUAUGCCGCUUCCGAUACGACUAUAGACACCCGAGCCAGUUCCAACGUUGUCCGUGGGCCUCCGCGAAAACCUCGCCAAAGCGGUCACGCCAUCUGGAUUGGAAAUCUCCCGCCGCAAACCGAUCUCAUGAGCCUGGUGUAUCACGUUUGCAGCGAAGCUCCAGGUCUCCAAUCCUUGUUCCUUAUAUCGAAAAGCAACUGUGCCUUUGCAAAUUUCAAGGAUGAGCAGACCUGCAUUCGGGCGCAGCAGAAGCUCCACGACUCCAAAUUCCAAUCCGUUCGAUUAGUCAGCCGCUUGCGCAAAAGCACCGUUGAAGGUACAUCAGGUCAGACAGCCCCGACUGGACCCUCGGCUGGUUCACCGGGCGCACCAAGUGCGCCGAUCGUCGAACCCUCGAUUACUCCCCAAGCAUCGACAGCGACGCCGGCCGACGAGCCCAAGCCCAGUCAAGAGGUUCAGCCACAGCCAGGUGUAGUCGCCCAGGCAGAAGAGGUCCAGCAAAAGGACAAAUUCUUUGUUCUCAAGAGUUUGACAGUGGAAGACUUGGAAUUAAGCAUCCGGAAUGGUGUAUGGGCCACUCAGUCGCACAACGAGGAGGUACUGAACAAUGCCUUUAAAGCAGCCGAUAAUGUGUACCUGGUCUUCUCCGCGAACAAAUCUGGCGAGUACUUUGGCUAUGCAAGGAUGGUGUCGCCUAUAAAUGACGAUCCCGCAGCUGCGAUUGAAUUUGCGCCGAAAGCACAAGCCACAAACGAUCUAGAUUUGCCAAAAGCCAUCCCCACCGAGGCUACGGACAGCUGCCCGCGCGGCAACAUUAUAGAUGACUCAGCACGGGGGACUAUAUUCUGGGAGGUCGAGCGCGACGAAAACGAAGCACCAAACGAAGACGAUUCCGAAGAUAAUGCCAGUGCACGCAGCGAGCAAGAGGGAGAAGGGGCGCCCAAGUCUUGGGGUAAACCGUUCAAGCUGGAGUGGCUGUCCACAACCAGGUUGCCGUUCUACCGCACCAGGGGUCUGCGGAACCCGUGGAACUCCAACAGAGAAGUCAAAAUUGCCCGCGACGGAACGGAGCUGGAGCCUUCUGUCGGACGAAGACUUAUUGGGCUCUUCAACAGGGUACAAAGUCCAGCGCCUCUGUCCAUGGGGAUGCGCCAGGGGAUGCCGAUGGUGGCUGGCUACCCUCCGCCGCCCGCCAUGCGAGCACCAUACCUGCCUCCGCAGUGA